Diceros bicornis minor is the source of this 3540-nucleotide messenger RNA. RefSeq names its product proline-rich transmembrane protein 3-like. Lineage: Eukaryota; Metazoa; Chordata; Mammalia; Perissodactyla; Rhinocerotidae. The coding region runs from base 139 to 1512 and encodes 457 amino acids. The record is from RefSeq and is a predicted model, not a curated record. The transcript is spliced from 2 exons.
GGAGUGGCGGGGCGCCCCCAAAGCCAUCCCCCAGCACCCCCAGUGCAGGCCCCCUCGACGUCACGCCAGGGCCUCAUUCGGGUCACCACGCAGCGUGCCCUGGGCCAGCCACCCCCUCCGGAGCCCUCAGCCAGCUCCAUGGCAUCAGCCCCAGCCUCCAGCCCCCCGGCCAACGCCACCGCAACCCCCCUGCGCUGGGGUCCCCUGCGGCGGGUGCUGAGCUUUUCCUGGGAGCUGCACGUCUAUGGGGUGGGGGUGCUCUUCCUCCUGCCCGCCUCGUUGGCGCUGGCCUCGCUGGCAGCCGCCCCUGCGGGGUCCCGGCUAGCACUGGUGGCUGCGGUGCUGGUGCUCCUAGCGUCGGCGCUGCGAUCCGCCUACAUGCUGGCUGACCCCUACGGCUCGCAGGCGCGGCUGGGCUUACGCGCCAGCCUGGUGCUCUACAACCUGCCCUUCCCCUUGCUGCUCACUGCGCUCGCUGCCCUGACCCUGCUCGGCCUGGGCGCCGGGCUGCCACAGCAGCUGCAGAACCCGCUCCUGCUGGGAGCGUUGGCGUUGGCGCACGGUGUGGGGUUGCUCACUGCAGACCUGCUGUCCGCCAGGCCUGCACUCAACCUCCUGGCCCAGGGCUUAUCGUGCGCCUGGGGCGCGGUGGUGGCUCUGGGCACACUCUGCCUGUGCCGUCGCCGCCUGCUGGACGGGCCGCGGGGCUGGGAUACGAGCCCGGGCCCGCGGCUGCUGGCCGUGGCGGGUGCGCUGGGGCUGCUGGCCAGCGGCUUGCAGCUGGCGGCCGCGCUGUGGCUGUACCCGGGCCCAGGCCGGGUGGGCCGCUUCUCGUGGGCCUGGUGGGGUGUCCACUUUUGGCUGCGCCUGCUGGAGCUGACAUGGGCGCUCGCCAUGGCGCUGGCCGCCGUGGCCGCCGCACGGCCCAGGCCGCCCACAGAGCACGCUUGCUGGGCUAAGCUGCUGCGCCUGGCGUGCCCCCCGCCCUCGGGCAAGAGCGAGGUGCCGGAGCGGCCCAACAACGGCUAUGCGGGGCCCAGCGGCGUCGGCCCAGGUAGCUUGGACAUCAGCAGGAGCCUCAUCCGCAACCCAGCGGAAGGUGGGCCGCCUGCCACGCCCAAUUCAGACGCCUGGGGCUCGGCUGCGUCGCUGGGCCAUGGGCCCCAGGGUGGCCCGCGACUGUCCCGCAGCAGCGUGGGGCCGGCGCCAUCGAUGAGCGAGCUGGACCUGCGGCCGCCGUCACCCAUCAACCUGAGCCGCAGCAUCGACGCCGCGCUCUUCCGAGAGCACCUGGUGCGAGACAGCGUCUUCCGGCGCUGCGGCCUGCGCGGCCUGGCCUCCCCGCCGCCCGGGAGCGCGCUGCGGCCGCGCCGGGGCAGCCACCCCGACGCCGAGCUCGACGGCGCGGGCUCUUCGCUCCUCCGCGGCCGCUGCCGGUCGCUCAGCGACGUGCGCGUAAUCUUUCUGCCUCUAUGCUGCUUCUGGACGUUUCCCAUAAAUGGAACCAUAUAAUAUGUGGCCUUUUGUGUCUGCUUCUUUCACUUAGCAUAAUAUUUUCAAGGUUCAUCCACGUUGCAGUAUGUAACAGUAUUUCAUUUCUUUUAUGGCUCAAUGAUGAUGUAUUUUUUAGGUAUAUUGUACUUUUUAGAUAUUUUGUUUAUCAGUUGAUGAACAUUGAGUUGUUCCUACUUUUUGGCCAUCGUGAAUAAUGCUAUGAAUAUAUGUAAAGUUUUUUUUUUUUUGGUGAGGAAGAUUGGCCCUGAGCUAACAUCAGUUGCCAAUCUUCCUCUUUUUGCUGAGGAAGAUUAGCGCUGAGCUAAAAUCUGUUCCCCUCUUCUUCUAUUUUGUAGAAGGGACACUGCCAUAGCAUGGCUUGAGGAGCAGUGUGUAGGUCGGCACCCAGGAUCUGAACCCGCAAACCCUGGGCCACCAAAGUGGAGCAUGCGAACUUAACCACUACGCCACCAGCUGCCCUGCCUACAAGUUUUCAUGGGGGCAUAUGUGUUAAACUCAUGUAGGUAUAUAUCUAGGAGUGCAAUUGCUGUAUCAUUUGGUAAGUCUAUGUUUGACUUGUGAGGAACUGCCAAACUAUUUUCCAAAGCAACUGCACCAUUUUAGAUUCCUACCAGCAAUGUGUGAGACCUCCAGUUUCUCACAUCUUCAUCAACACUUGUUAUUGACUUUUUUAUUUCAGCCAACCAAAUGAAUGUGAAGUGGUACCUCACUGGUUUUGAUUAGCAUUUCCCUGAUGACUAGUGAUGCUGAGCAUCAUUUUAUGUGCUUAUUGGACAUUUGUGUAUCUUUUUUGGACAAAUGUCUGUUCACAUCCUUUACCAAUUUUUUAAUUAAGAUAUUUGUCUUUUUAUUGUUGAGUUGUAAGUGCUCUUCAUAUAUUUUGGAUACUAGAUUCUAAAUCGUAAAUCAGAAAUAUGAUUUGCAAACAUUUUCUCCCAUUCUGUGGGUCACUCCCUUUAUUUUUAAUUAUUUCUUUUAACACAAUAUUCAUUGAUUUUUUUCCCUCAUAAUUAAGCAGAUUUUGAUAGAAAUUUGAUGACAGUGAGCUGUAAAUUUUCUGUUUUCUCCUGGAAACUAUACCAGGCAACAAGAAGAAUGGAAACAAAAUCUCUAUAUCCUCAGCAAAGGAGACAGAAAAAGAAAUUCCACGAAUUCCAUAUUGUCUCAGUGAGUUUUGACAAACGCAUGCAGUCGUGUAACUACCAACGUGAUCAGGAGACAGAACAGCGCCGUCACCCCAGAAACGCGCCUCGCCCUCUGCCAUCAGUCCUGUCGCCACCCUCAGCCCCUGGCAGCGGCUAAUUGAUUCCUCUUCCUACAACUUCGCCUUUUCGAGAAUGUCAUGUGAAUGGAAUCAUAAAGCGCGGCCUUUUGUUUUUGACUUCUUCCACUUAGCAUACUAUUACCUUCUUUUUUUUUUUAAAUCAAGCUUAAACUAAAACCCACAAUUUAUUCACUUUACUGUCCAACAUUCAUGUAUUUACAUAUUGUGUUUGUGUGUAGUAAUUCAACAAAUCAUUGGCCUCAGUCAUAUUUUAGUGUUUUUUAAAAAGUCAGGUUUAUUGAAGUUUAUUUUCCAUACAGUAAAUUCACCCUUUUUAGUGUGUGGUUCCAGCAGUUUUGCCAAAGGCGCACAUUUGUGUAACCAGCAUCGCAAUCAUGAUAUAAAGCAGUGUCAUCACCCCAGAAACUUCCCCUGUGCCUCUUUCUAGACAAUCACUUCCCUGCCCUAGCCCUGCAGCCACUGAGCUGACUUACAUCCUGUAGCUUUGCCUUUUCCCGAAUUCCAUAUAAAUGGACUCAUACAGUGUAAGCUUUGGAGUCUGGCAUCUUUCACUGAACAUGCUUUUGAGAUUCAUCCACAGUGUUGUUGCACGUGCUAAUAUUUGGUUCCUUUUUAUUGCUGAGCAGUAUUCUAUUGCAUGGAUGUGCCAGUUUCUUAAUCCAAUCACCAGUCAAUGGACUCUUGGGCUGUUUCCAGUGUGGGCCUGUUAUAAAUAAAGCUGCUAUAAAUAUUUGCACACA